Haliotis rubra (blacklip abalone) is the source of this 801-nucleotide messenger RNA. RefSeq names its product vegetative cell wall protein gp1-like. The transcript has a single exon. The record is from RefSeq and is a predicted model, not a curated record. Lineage: Eukaryota; Metazoa; Mollusca; Gastropoda; Lepetellida; Haliotidae. The coding region runs from base 1 to 801 and encodes 266 amino acids.
AUGUCUCCAGGGCCUCCAAGUCACCAUGGCUCCAAGCCUCCAGGACUCCAUGUCCCUAUGCCUCUGGCUUCUAAGCCUCCAAGAUCUCGUGCCCCAUGUCUCCAUGCCUCCAAGGCUCCAUGCCUUCGGCUCCAAGCCUCCAAGCAGCCGGCCUCCAAGCACUCCAAGCCUCCGUGGCCUCAAAGCCUCAAUGUCCCCAUGCCUCCUGGCCUCCAUGUUCGCAUUGCUCCAAGCCUCCAAGCUUCCAUGUCCCUAUGCCUCCAAGCAUCCCAAGUCCCAAUGCAUCCAAGUCUACAAGCCUCCCAGUCCCUUUGCCUUCAAGCCUCCAUGACCCCAUGCCUCCCACGUCUCCAUGCCUUCAAGCCUCCAAGCCUCCAAGCAACCAAGUUUCCAAUCCUCCAAGUCUCCAAGCUUCCAUGUCAUCAUGUCUCCAAAGCUCAAGUGCCUAUGUUCCCGUUCCUCCAUGGCCCCAUUUUCUCCAUUCCUCCAUGGCCCAGCAUGCCCCAAGCCUCCAAGGCCUCCAAGCCUCCAAGCCUCCAAGCCUCCGGUCCCCGUGCCUUCCAGUUCCCAUGCCUCCCAGGCUUCCGGGGUCCCCAUGGCUCCAAGCCUCCAAGCCUCCAUGUCCCCACGGUCCAAAGCCUCAAAGUCUCAUUGUCCCCAUGCCUCCAGGCCUCCAGGGGCCUCCAUGUCCCCAUGCCUCCAAGCCUCAAUGUCCCCAUUCCUUCAAGCCUCCAUGUUUGCAUGCUUCCAAACCUCCAAGCCUCCGUCCAUGCCUACUCCUCCCAUGCCUCCAAAUCCUGA